This is a messenger RNA of Bolinopsis microptera, 2981 nucleotides long. RefSeq lists its product as uncharacterized. Lineage: Eukaryota; Metazoa; Ctenophora; Tentaculata; Lobata; Bolinopsidae. Bases 850 to 2742 code for a protein of 630 amino acids. The record is from RefSeq and is a predicted model, not a curated record. The transcript is spliced from 14 exons. Gene Ontology annotation, molecular function: protein binding.
GAGUUUCUUGUAUUGCUUAUAGUUCUCACCACAGAACUUAGGUGUGUUGGCUUUCCUCUUCAUCGUCGUUUCGUAUAUUGCACACUGCUACCAAUGUUUAAUGCAAUAAAACGACCAAAUCACAGUUAUAACAAUCUGAAAUAGAAAACGUAUUAGAAAUACAUAAUCCAAUAUUCAUUGCUCAAUAGUCAAGAAUACAUCAUAAAACGGGAUUUAUAAAAUGGCUAAUAACUUACUCUAAAACAUAGUACUCGAAAACAUACAAACUCACCACUAGGUGGAGACGAAACUUGACAUCCUGUCCUAAAUAAAAGCAUUGUUAUAAAUAAUGAUAUAACACAUUGGUCUUCUAUCCCUGGAAUAAGGUUAAAGGCUACAGAUAAGUGUAGUUUGUCUCUUUUGAUGUUCCCUGGGAACCUCUCACUGAUAAGAGAUAACAUAUAACUGUUGGGUUGAAUAUAACUUCAACCUGAGGGCAACAAUUCAGCAUUAUCCACAAAUCCGGUGUGUUUAAAUAGUACAUACUCUUGCAACCAGCUUUGUGUUAACCAUUUCCAUAACAACAACUUCUAUGAAUUAUCUGCCUGCUACUUCACUGUACAGGUGCUGUAAUAGUUUUGCAAAUACGUUAAUGCCUUUUUACCUAUUUCAUUGAAUGGUCCAACCUGAAAAUAAAAUUGAUCAUAUAAUCUCAAAUCACUUACAAUGUUUGCUAAUUGCUAUUAUAUGAGAUUAAGAUUUUGGACCACAAUUUAAUUGCCUCGUGUUGCCAGUUUAUUUAACAACUAACUUGUUAUUUAUGUUAGCAAGUUACCCCUUGAUUGCAGUCACAAGUUUGAAUGUAACACAAUGACCUUCACACAGCAAAUGGAUGCAGAGGACAUAGUUAGGCGGGAUAUUGAGCGACUGAAUAUAGCAAAUUUCUCCUCACCUCUGGGAGCUGAAGUUGCAUCAGACCGUUUUACUGGUGAACGAUCUUGGGAGAGUAAUGGAAAAGCACCAAUGAAGUCCAGAGCAAAAUCUGAAUACUCAUAUCUUGACAAGUUACACUGUGUCCCUAACAACAGAUGGUCUGUUGAACAACAACCUUCACCAGACGAGUGUCACGACAGUGGGGUAUCCCUUCCCCUGGCUAUAAGCCAAGCAAGUAACUUACAAUACGAUGGAGAACAGAGAAUGAUUGACAGGUCCUUCGGGUUUCUGGACCAGGAGGGUUAUAGCAACAUACACGGAAUGAGACCUCACAUUUUCAACUGCCGUUCCGAGCCUUCCAUACCUCCUAGACUCAACAUGGAACCUCUUUCACAAGUAAGACCAGGAUACCAGGAGCACAAUGCGCGUCCAGCAAGUAUCCACAUUAGUACACAAUACAGCGAACACGCCAUCUUCAACAGUCCCAGCGGAGUGGGCGGCAGACACGGGAGCACAAUGUUUAACGACCACGUUAUGUACCGGAGUAUGGAGUCCAUGUUUAAUCACGCUAGUAAACUGGGCAACACUUCCGAACACACUUCCGAUACUACGCUCUCUGUGCCUGAAGAACAACAUGUCACCAUAGACAGAGAUCCGAAGAGAGGGUUUGGUUUCACGAUCAGAACAGCAACAAACCUUACUUCCCAGGACAGAGUCAAGAUAAAAGAGGUUAAACCGGACAGUCCUGCCGCGUCUAAAGGUCUGAUAGAGGGGCAGAUCCUACUUCAGGUCAACGGUAAAGACAUACAGGAGUUAUCUUUUGAAGAGAUCGUGUUCUUAAUUCACAAUGAGGGAAACAGGGUGAACUUAACAGUCGUGCCAUCCCAAACUGUACCUCAACCUCCCACUUUGAAUGAUGUAGUGCACGAGGGUUACUUGCAGCGACAAACGAAAUGUGGAGGAAUUAAACUUUGGAACAAACAGUGGGUCGUUGUGAAGAGAGAUGGCUGUCUUUACUACCACAAAUCUAGAGAGAGCCAACCCAGCGGUAUGAUCGUUCUUCCCUCCUUCCACUACAGCAAAGCGGUUUGCGCAAACAGAAAGAAUGUGAUCAAGAUAACGCGGGGCUCCAGUGUGUAUCUUUUCGCGGCGCACGAUCUCCAGGAGUACGAGAAAUGGCUGCAAGUUCUGGCUGAGGCUACAAAGACUCAGACUCUUACGCUAAACCAUUCUAUACACAACUGCGCACUAUCCGCUCUAGCCAUCGAUAAUCCUCUUUACUCCGGCUGGAUACUAAAGUUGAAACUCUCCGGAUUCCGGGCCAAACGGAAGUGGUGUGUUCUCAAGGACAACAUGAUGUUUUUCUACUACAACAUCGAGGACAAGAAAGCGCACGAGGUGCUGUGUUUGACGGGUUACUCCUGCGCGGCUACGUCCGUGCGCGACUACAAGUAUUGUUUUGCGCUUAUUCCACCCACCAUGAAACGGUGGAAUUCCGUCUUGGUGUUCGCGAACGAGAACAAGCAUUCUUACGACAGAUGGUACGAAAAGAUAAGAAGUGUACUGGACAGCACGCAGUUAGAUAACGGCGCAGCGACGGCAGCAGCAGUAGCCCCGCCGCGCACUGCUUCCAGCACACCCACCACAUCUCCAACUCCCAUGCCAGCUGGCCCGUUGCCAGGUUCGCCUCAACUCACUCUGAGAUCCAGUGCUCCUAGUCCGGAUACUAGAGAGUAUUACAGAAAGAAGGAUAUGAAGAAUGAAAACAUGUAUAACUUCAACACUUUGGUUCACACGGGCGAUGCCAGACCGAGAUCAUGGCAUGAAUAGUCUCACCCUCCUCCGUUGAAUCGGAAACUCGGACUCAGCUUUUUUAAUUUUAUUGUUUUCAUUGUCUAUUCAUCACUGCAGAGUAAUAAUCAUAUAUUCAUGGUAAAUUUUAACGCUAUUCUAUGAAUAUCAUUAAAGAGAUCGGAAUGUUCUUCUAUCGGAAUGUUUAACACUUUUUAAUGUUGUUUUAUAUUUCAAAAUGAGUGUAAUUUCUAAUCAGUGUCCCCAGAAACAACCUU